Molecule: messenger RNA, 2537 nt
Organism: Daktulosphaira vitifoliae (grape phylloxera)
Lineage: Eukaryota; Metazoa; Arthropoda; Insecta; Hemiptera; Phylloxeridae
Gene: tgo
Product: aryl hydrocarbon receptor nuclear translocator homolog
Exons: 13
Coding region: 345-2435 (696 amino acids)
Biological process (GO): regulation of transcription by RNA polymerase II
Cellular component (GO): aryl hydrocarbon receptor complex; cytoplasm; nucleus
Molecular function (GO): protein dimerization activity; DNA-binding transcription factor activity, RNA polymerase II-specific; RNA polymerase II cis-regulatory region sequence-specific DNA binding
Source: RefSeq, a predicted model, not a curated record
UUUUUCAGUUUAGUUUCCAGUGCUCUUACGGAUGUUUGUGUCGUGUUUAUUGUCUUCGGGGCGCUACUCUUGUACACGUGUAUACGUAUUUAUAAUUUGUGAAUGAGUGAACCAGUUUUCAAGUUAUGUUGUGUAUAAUACAGUAUCUUUAAUAUAUCAUUUUAUUGCGAUAACCUGAAAGACGAUUCACUACCAACUCGAUUCUUAUAUUUUAUCAAUUUUCUUUUUAUAUGGUGUCUUGCGUUAUAUAUGUCGUCGCGGCGACGACGGUGUCCAGACGCGAAAACGUCGGGACUAUGCUAUGAAAAGUUAACUGUUAGGACAUCUACGUCCAUCGACACCGGAUGUACGGAUACGCAGGACCACCCCAUUAUGGGGCCGUCGAGUCUAUUGCCGGAGACUCAGCAGGAUAUUUACAGCCCGGCGGACCCCAUUUACCCAUGGCCAUGGUCAUGCCUAUGCCGGCUGUCUGUGAGCCACCCCCAAAUCCUCAAAUACCCACAGAUGAGUCGAUUCCAAAAAGACGAAGAUCAGAUGAAGAAGAUUCUAGCCAAAAAUACUCUAGAAUGGAAGAUGAUAACAUUCAAGACAAAGAAAGGUUUGCCAGUAGGGAGAAUCAUUGCGAAAUUGAAAGGCGGAGGCGGAACAAGAUGACAGCAUACAUCACUGAGUUAUCUGACAUGGUACCAGCAUGUCAAUCACUAGCCCGUAAACCAGACAAACUUACCAUUCUUCGAAUGGCCGUCAACCACAUGAAAAGUCUCAGAGGGACAGGUAAUACAAACAAUGAUGGUACAUACAAACCCAGCUUUUUAACUGAUCAAGAGUUGAAGCAUCUUAUUUUGGAAGCUGCUGAUGGAUUUUUAUUUGUUGUAACAUGUGAUACUGGUAGAGUUAUCUAUGUAUCUGAUUCAGUUGCGCCCGUAUUAAAUUACUCUCAAAAUGACUGGUUAGGAACAAGCAUGUUUGACCAUUUACAUCCUGAAGAUGUUGAAAAAGUGAGAGAACAAUUAUCAACUCAAGAACCACAAAAUUCUGGUCGCAUAUUAGAUUUAAAAACGGGAACUGUGAAAAAAGAGGGUCAUCAGUCUUCCAUGAGACUUUGCAUGGGUUCACGACGAGGUUUCAUUUGUAGAAUGAAAAUUGGUAAUAGUGGAGGAAUGAUGGCUAGUAUUUCUGGUCAUAAUUUACAUCAGAGACUUAAACAGCGCAAUACUUUAGGACCAACACGUGAUGGAAAUGAAUUUGCUGUUAUUCAUUGUACUGGCUAUAUUAAAAACUGGCCUCCAACCGGUCAGUUUGAUCAUCCGUUAUCUGGUGUUCAAAUUGAACGUGCUGUUGAAGAAGAUGGUACUCAUUGUUGUUUAGUUGCUAUUGGACGGUUACAAGUCACUUCUACUCCAAAUACAACUGACCUAUCUGGAUCUAAUAGUAAUGCAGAAUUUAUAUCACGCCAUUCUAUGGAUGGUAAAUUUACAUUUGUUGAUCAACGUGUAACUCAUAUACUGGGAUACAAGCCACAAGAUCUACUAAGUAAAACUUGUUAUGAAUUUUUUCAUCCAGAAGAUCAGACACAUAUGAAAGAUAGUUUUGAACAAGUUUUGAAAAUGAAAGGUCAAGUUAUGUCUGUAAUGUAUCGGAUUCGUGGUAAAAAUCAUGAUUGGAUAUGGUUACGAACUUCAGCUUUUGCUUUUUUGAAUCCAUAUACUGAUGACAUAGAAUACAUUGUUUGUACAAAUUCUACUGCUAAAUCUUCAAUGCAUUCACCCUCUGAAAGUGGAGUCAAUAUCAGCAAUCCAUCAGCUGAACCUGUUUACCAGCAACAAGCACCUGGCUUAGAUUAUACAGUUCAAAGGAGAGACCAUGUAGGAGCUCCGCCUUAUCAAGCACAUUCUAUGAUAACAGCUGCUCCGACGCCUAACCAACAUAUGAUCCCCAAUAACACAGCACAGAGACCCAAUAGUACUCAAAAUGUUUUUAACUCGUAUGAGACUAAUGCAUCUCCUAUUAGCUAUCAUUCUCCAAACCAAGGUACUCAGAACCAAGUGCAAUCACCUUUGAUGAAUCGUAUAACUAAAUCAAGCCCUACACCAGCACAAACAGCAUGGACAUUACGUCAACCGGUUACUGAAGGAUAUCAAUACAACCAAGAAAUGAGUCCAUCACGUUCACCAUCAGGUCCAACAUAUACACAAUUAAGUGGAGGUGCACGGCAAACUACUUAUCACAAUUCUUCUCCUGCAACCGCCACGCCAGGAAUGUGGGGGUGGCAAGCUGGAGCUACAGGUGCUACAGCUGUUUCGAAUAAUGUACCACCACAUCCACAUAGUGGUCAUCCUCAAGAACUGUCUGAUAUGAUGAUGCAAAUGCUUGAUCAAAGUGCAGCUGCUGCUUCAUUUGAAGAUUUAAACAUGUUCAAUACAAAUUUUGAAUGAGAAGUAAAAUCAAAUUUAUUAUGGAAAAACUUGUCUAUUAUGUAAGCUCAAAAAGUUAGUCAGAGCAGAAGUGGAUGAACGUAAUAUCCUUUAACUUAUGAU